Messenger RNA from Plasmodium relictum, 900 nucleotides. RefSeq names its product shewanella-like protein phosphatase 2, putative (gene SHLP2). Bases 1 to 900 code for a protein of 299 amino acids. The transcript has a single exon. NCBI's taxonomy places the organism in Eukaryota, Apicomplexa, Aconoidasida, Haemosporida, Plasmodiidae. The record is from RefSeq and is a predicted model, not a curated record. Gene Ontology annotation, molecular function: hydrolase activity.
AUGGUUAAACUAAAAUUUAUUUUUACAUAUUUUUUCAUAAUUUUAUUUAAUAUAUUUUAUGUAUAUGGCAAUAAUUUUUCUAAUUUAAAAUGGGAUCAUACAUUAUUUAGUAUAAGUGAUUUACAUAGUGAUAUGGAUGCUUUUAUAAAAAUUUUACUAAAUGAACAAAUAAUUGAUAAAGAUAAUAAUAUUAUUAAAGAAAAUAUAUUAAUAGUUAUAACUGGUGAUAUUUUAGAUCCUCAUCAUGAUGAUAUAAAUAUUAUAUUUUUUAUUGAAGAAUUAAAUGAAAAAGGAAAAGAAAAAAAUUUUAGAAUUAUUUUGAUUUUGGGAAAUCACGAAGUAAAAAAUUUAUGUUUAGAAUUUAAUGAAAAGAAACAGAACACCAAAUAUAAUAAUAGAAACAAAUUGUUUAAGAAAGAUGAAAAGAUAUAUAAUUAUUUAAUUAAGAAUCCUUUUAUUGUAAAAGUAAACGACAUUAUAUUUUUACAUGCAGGUAUAUUACCUUUUUAUGCUUCAUAUGGUAUCGAUUUUAUAAACAGAGAAGGAAAAAAAGAAGUAGAAGAUAAUUGUGCAUUAUUAAAAAAAAAAAGGGAAAAGAAAGAAGAAUUGUGUAUAUGUUGUGAAUACGGCCCAACUUUAAGCAGAUAUUAUUCUUAUUAUCGUUAUAAUAUUUUUAAAGGGUUUAAGGUAUGUUAUACUCUAAAUAAAUCAUUAAAUUUAUUAAAAUCUAAUAAAAUGGUUAUAGGUCAUAUGGUUCAAAAAAAUAAAAAAGUUAAUAGUCUUUGUAAUGGAAAGCUUUUAUUAGCAGAUACAGGCAUAAGUAAAUGGAAGAAAGGAAUCGUGUCUUAUGUUCAGUACUUUAAAGAUGGUACACAUGUUGUAAAGUAUGUUAAUAGUUAA